This is a messenger RNA of Cephus cinctus (wheat stem sawfly), 1002 nucleotides long. RefSeq names its product glucosidase 2 subunit beta. Gene Ontology annotation, biological process: N-glycan processing. The transcript is spliced from 3 exons. Lineage: Eukaryota; Metazoa; Arthropoda; Insecta; Hymenoptera; Cephidae. The record is from RefSeq and is a predicted model, not a curated record. Gene Ontology annotation, cellular component: glucosidase II complex. The coding region runs from base 239 to 853 and encodes 204 amino acids.
AACAAAUAAUUUUAAAUGUGACAUGUAAACUAUAUUAUGUAUUUUAUUUCCUAGAGAAACACGUUUCAGUAGCUCAAUGUACAUAUCCUUACUUUAUUUUGCAAGACAUUGCUUUAGAUUGGUGAACAUGAGUUCUUCAUAACGUGCGCAUAAUUUAAUGUUGAAUAUUGAACAUAUUUGUUUCUCAGCAGUGUUUACAUCAUAAUUGUGCCGGUAAAGUAACAAACGAAAAUUUACAAUGAAAAAUGAAGUGUUUUGGAUGAAACAUCUUUUUCGGAGGAAAAUUAAAUACAUGCUGCUAAGUGUUGUUAUAGUAGGUGUAUUUUUUGUGUCUUAUCAAUUGUUGUAUUUUAAAGAGUUAAAUCGAGUAAUCGUAUGGAGUACCACUAACAAUAGUCAUAAUGGUGACAAUGUAAUUGCUAAGAAAACAAAUUCCAAGUGGAACGAACCAUUACAUUCUAAACUCAUACCUGUUGGGAAAGGCAAUGUGUCAUUGCGAGGUACCCAAGCCAAAGACAUUUCCAAGUAUCUUCCUAAUGCACGAGGGAAAUUUGUAUGUUUCACAUCAAAGGAUGAAAUAGAUUUCAUUAAAAUUAAUGAUGACUACUGUGACUGUCCUUUGGAUGGCAGUGAUGAACCAGGUACCAAUGCAUGCAACAAUGGUAUCUUCUAUUGUGAAGCUUCCUCCUUGCAUUCUGCAGAGAAAAUUUCAUCAUAUAAGGUAAACGAUGGCUUUUGCGAUUGCUGUGAUGGAUCUGAUGAAUGGGCUGAAAUUACAUUACCCAAUAAACUUGACAUUGCUGUUCAACAGCGGUUAAAACGCUACCAAGUUCCCUGCUCAAAUCACUGCUAAUAAUAUAAAGUAAAAUAAAUGAUAAUUAGAAGAUACUGAAAAAAAAAUGACUGAAUGUAACUAAGUAUAGUUCUUGGUAAGUAACAUAGAUAAAGUUUUUUACACAAGAAUGUUACUAUUUUGUAAUAAACGACCUAUGAGAUGUAAAA